AACAAAGAAUUAAAAUGUGGUUGAGAACAGAACCCCCUAAAUAGAAACUUCCUAAUUCGUCGUCUUCUUCCAACUUGACUCUGCUACUUCAAUUCUGACCUCAUUUCACGGGAAAAUGACAAUCUGUACGAAAAAAAGCCAUUGGUCCUUUGAAUUUUCUCCUCUAAUUGGUAUAUUUCAGUACAAAUUACAUUCCAAUAUCUUGAAAUUUCUCUUGCUUCAAUACAUUCAAGUUCAAGCAUUGUGAGCUCUUAUGGCUUCUUCUUCUUCUUCUUCUUCGUUUCACAUAAGGAGAUACCAUGUCUUUCCGAGCUUCCACGGUGAAGAUGUCCGUAGAGGGUUUCUCAGUCAUUUGCACUAUCAUUUUGCAAGCAAAGGUAUCAUGACGUUCAAUGAUCAGAAGAUCGAGAGAGGCCAUACGAUCGGACCUGAGCUCGUACGAGCGAUUAGAGAAUCUAGAGUCUCGAUUGUGGUGCUCUCGAAGAGGUACGCUUCUUCCAGCUGGUGUUUAGAUGAACUGCUUGAAAUCUUGAAGUGCAAAGAAGAUGAUGGGCAGAUUGUGUUGACCAUUUUUUACCAAGUUGAUCCGUCCGAUGUACGGAAACAGAGGGGAGACUUCGGGAGCGCUUUUGAGAUAACUUGUCAAGGGAAACCGGAGGAGGUGAAGCUGAGAUGGAGCAAUGCUUUGGCACAUGUUGCAACCAUUGCUGGGGAACAUUCUCUUCAUUGGCCUAAUGAAACAGAGAUGAUCCAAAAGAUUGCUACAGAUGUUUCAAACAAACUCAAUCUUACACCGUUGAGGGAUUUUGACGGGAUGGUGGGACUUGAAGCUCACUUGACAAAACUGCACUCUUUGUUAUGGCUCGGUUGUGAUGAUGCAAAGCCAAAGAUGAUUGGUAUUUGGGGUCUUGCAGGGAUUGGUAAGACUACCAUUGCUAGAGCUUUAUUCAACAGACUCUCUAGUAGUUUUCAGCUUAAUUGUUUUAUGGACAACCUCAAGGGAAGUUUUAAGAGCGUAAUGGAUGUUGAUGAUUAUUAUUCCAAAUUGUCUCUGCAAACCCAACUUCUGUCUAAGAUUUUGAACCAGGAGGAUAUGAAGACAUAUGAUUUAGGUGCAAUAAAAGAAUGGCUACAAGAUCAAAGAGUGCUUAUCAUUCUUGAUGAUGUAGAUGAUCUAGAGCAAUUAGAGGCCUUGGCUAAAGAACUUUCUUGGUUUGGUUCUGGAAGUCGGAUCAUCGUUACCACAGAAGAUAAUAAGAUUUUGAAGGCACAUGGGAUUCAGGAUAUCUACCAUGUGGAUUAUCCAUCCGAGAAAGAAGCUCUUGAGAUCUUAUGUCGAUCUGCAUUCAAACAAAGCUCUGUACCAUAUGGUUUUGAAGAGCUCGCCAAUAAAGUAGCUGCGUUUUGCGGUAAACUUCCAUUAGCCCUUUGUGUUGUGGGUUCAUCUCUGCAUGGUGAGACCAAAUACGAGUGGGAACUUCAAUUAUCUAGGAUCAAAGCUAGUCUUGAUGGAAAAAUCGAGACCAUUUUAAAAGUGGGAUAUGACAGAUUGUCAGAGAAAGAUCAAUCUCUAUUCCUUCACAUUGCAUGCUUCUUCAACAAUGAAGUCGUUGGUCAUGUGAUAUCUAUGCUUUCUGACAGUAACUUGGAUGUUGGAAAUGGGUUAAAGCUCCUAGCCGAUAAAUCUCUCGUGCAUAUAUCUACCGAUGGGCGUAUAGUGAUGCACCACUAUCUACUACAAAAACUGGGUAGACAGAUAGUUCUUGAGCGUCAAUUUUUAAUUGAGGCCGCCGAGAUUCGUGAUGUACUGACAAACAAAACAGGUACUGGAUCAGUCAUAGGUAUAUCAUUUGAUACAUCCAAGAUCGGAAAAGUUUCUGUAAGUAAGGGUGCUUUUGAAGGAAUGUGUAAUCUCCAGUUCCUAAGAAUCUAUAGUAGUUUGUUUGGUGGUGAAGGUACUUUGCAAAUACCAAAAUCUAUGAAGUAUCUACCCGAGAAUCUUAAGUUACUACAUUGGGAACAUUACCCAAGAAAAAGUCGUCUUCCUCUGAGAUUCCAGCCGGAACGUCUCGUGGAACUCCAUAUGCCACACAGCAAUCUCGAGGGAGGAAUCAAGCCCCUUCCUAACCUCAAGAGCAUAGAUCUUAGCUUUUCCUCUAGAUUGAAAGAAAUCCCAAAUCUUUCAAAUGCUACUAAUCUCGAGACAUUGACACUUGUGAGGUGCACAAGUUUGACAGAGCUUCCCUUCUCUAUUUCGAAUUUACACAAACUGAGUAAGUUGAAGAUGAGGGUUUGCGAAAAGCUAAGAGUUAUUCCCACCAACAUUAACUUAGCAUCUCUUGAGGAAGUCGACAUGAAUUAUUGCUCGCAAUUGAGUAGUUUUCCAGAUAUCUCCAGUAACAUUAAGACUCUUGGUGUCGGAAAUACAAAGAUAGAAGAUGUCCCUCCAUCAGUUGCUGGAUGUUGGUCUCGUCUUGACUGCCUUGAGAUUGGCAGCAGAAGCCUCAAUAGAUUAACACAUGCCCCACAUAGUAUAACUUGGCUAGAUCUUAGCAACAGCAAUAUAAAGAGGAUUCCAGAUUGCGUCAUAAGUCUCCCGCAUCUAAAAGAACUUAUCGUCGAAAACUGCCAAAAGCUCGUGACAAUUCCGGCUCUUCCCCCGUCGCUCAAGUCCCUAAAUGCAAACGAAUGUGUAUCACUCGAGAGAGUAUGUUUCUAUUUCCAUAACCCAACCAAGAUACUCACAUUCUACAACUGUUUGAAACUGGAUGAAGAAGCAAGAAGAGGAAUCACACAACAAUCAAUUCACGAUUACAUAUGCUUACCAGGCAAAAAAAUCCCUGCAGAGUUCACUCAGAAAGCUACAGGGAAAUCCAUAACUAUCCCUCUGGCUACGGGUACUCUCUCUGCUUCCUCAAGGUUUAAGGCUUGCUUUCUGAUUUCACCAACUAUGGGCUACCAAGGAUAUCUUUAUAUAAGUUGUAGUCUAAGAAGCAAAGGUGGUGUUACAGAUUACAACUGCAAUUCAGUACGGCUUUCAGAUAUGGCUCCUCGGUCAGAACAUCUGUUUAUAUUUGAUGACUUGUUUGGCCAACGAUACAGAUGGCAUAAAGUGGAUGUGACUAUGAGUGAGAUUAUAUUGGAGUUCAGCUCCAUAGACAAGAUUAUUGAGUGUGGUGUACAAAUCAUGACAGAGGAAGCUGAGGGUAGCAGCAGCAGCGAAUUGGACAACUUUGAAACUGAAAUUAGCAGAAGCCAAGUGGACAACUAUGAAACUGAGAGUAGCGCUAGCAGCAGCAGCGAAGGUGGAGAUGGUGAUGGAGACUAUGAAGCAGAAGGUUUCAAGUUCUCUCAAGUUGAAAAUAUCAAAACCAGUAAACAAGGUUUUAGGAUUUGGGUUAGGAAGCUUGGUCUGAAAGAGAAGAAGAUGAAUACGAAAGAGCAGAAUUCUCGUGGAGUCUCAUGAGACCAAACCAGUUUUGGUACUUUCUUAGCUCCUUCACCAUCUUCAUAAGGUACUAUCUCGUAAAAUAUCAGAUGGAGAUGGAGAUUAUGAGCCUCAUAGUAAAGAUGAAAACAUCAUAGGUUGUUGGAUUUAGUUUGGGUAGAAGAAGAAUACAAAACCUACAACUUAGGUUGUAGGAUUCGGUCAGGGGAAGAAGAUAUAACUUCCAUUAUAUUGUUAAAUUUUUAGAGAGAUAGGAAUAUAUGAUCCUAGAUAUUACUAGUCUGUUACUUAUAUAUAUAUAUAUAUAUAUAUAUAUAUAUAUGUGAAAAUAUUUAUGCUUUUCAUCUGUAAAGGCUUGAUGGAUUACUAAUUCUGGACAUUAGCCUUAGAAAUAUCGAGGUUAUUCUUUUUGAAA
Molecule: messenger RNA, 3863 nt
Organism: Arabidopsis lyrata subsp. lyrata
Lineage: Eukaryota; Viridiplantae; Streptophyta; Magnoliopsida; Brassicales; Brassicaceae
Product: disease resistance protein RML1A
Biological process (GO): defense response; signal transduction
Molecular function (GO): ADP binding; ATP hydrolysis activity
Source: RefSeq, a predicted model, not a curated record